Messenger RNA from Rhododendron vialii, 881 nucleotides. RefSeq lists its product as uncharacterized. The record is from RefSeq and is a predicted model, not a curated record. NCBI's taxonomy places the organism in Eukaryota, Viridiplantae, Streptophyta, Magnoliopsida, Ericales, Ericaceae. Gene Ontology annotation, molecular function: peptidyl-tRNA hydrolase activity. The coding region runs from base 79 to 639 and encodes 186 amino acids. The transcript is spliced from 2 exons.
UUCUUUUGUUAAAUUACAUUAAACCCCCUCAACUAUAUCUGGGUGAGAGAGCGCAGAACAGAACAUAGCCAUUGUCAAAUGACGGCUAUAUCCUCAGCUCGUCUCCUCGGUGCACCAUUCGCGUCGCAACUCAAAUCAUUAUCGACUCACUCAACAAUCAGGUCUUCUUCGGCUUCGACGUGCUUUUUCAGAGACCGAGUUAGGGUUAGGGUUUUGCCCGAUUUCGUCGGUGGGGUCCGCAUGGGUUCCACGCCGUCGGAAGCGACCGCUCCCGUACCUGCGGAGGACGUGGUGGUUCAGUACGUGGUCCUCCGUCGCGACCUGGUCGACGCGUGGCCGCUGGGGAGCGUGGUGACGCAGGGCUGCCAUGCCUCUGUGGCCGCCGUUUGGUCGCACAAGGACGAUCCUCACACUGUUGACUACUGUAGCCCCACGAAUAUUGACUCCAUGCACAAGGUUACUCUUGAAGUAAAGGGAGAAACCCAAUUAUCGAACUUAUCAGAGAAGCUCAGAGCUGGUGGCAUAGCUCAUAAACUGUGGAUUGAACAACCUGAGAACAUCCCAACUUGUCUUGCCACAAAGCCCUACCCUAAAUCCAUGGUAUCAUCAUUUUUCAAAAAGCUAAAACUCUGCAAGUGAUGGAUUUACAAUUGUUACUGCAGAUUAGUAAUGCAGAACAUUAAUUUCUUUCAAUUCAAAGUGAAGCUAUAUCCCAGAGUUACAUUUUCAACGAUGUAUGUUUCUUUCCCUUUGUGAGAAAGAAAUGUUUGCUUAUGGUGAAGAAAACAUGACUCCAUAUCAUUUUAGAGCCUAUGAAUUUAUUGCACCAGUGAAUUUCAAGAUGACAUCUGUGACUAAAUGUAACUUUUUGACUGCUGUAA